This is a messenger RNA of Lachancea fermentati, 2583 nucleotides long. NCBI's taxonomy places the organism in Eukaryota, Fungi, Ascomycota, Saccharomycetes, Saccharomycetales, Saccharomycetaceae. The record is from the annotation of a GenBank genome assembly.
AUGAGCAGUGAGACGCCAGACCGCGAAGUUUUGCCCACAAAUGUGACACCGACCCACUAUGAAGUACGCGUGGAGCCCAACUUCAAAAGCUUUGAAUACGCAGGUAAUGUCAAGAUUGAUCUCAAAGUUAACGACCCCAAGGUGGCGUCAGUGAUGCUGAACACAGUCGAAUUGGACGUGCACGCCGCGCGAAUCGGCGACGCAGAAGCGACGCAAUGGACGUUCGACGAGGACAGUCAGACCACCACGUUCUGGUUCCCAGCUGGAACGCUCAAGGGCCAGGUUACGCUUGAGCUCGAGUUUACAGGCCGUCUGAACGACAACAUGGCCGGUUUCUACCGUGCCAAAUACACCGACAAACUGAGUGGUGAGACCAAGUACAUGGCCACGACGCAAAUGGAGCCCACGGACGCGCGUCGCGCGUUCCCUUGUUUCGACGAGCCCAACCUUAAGGCAACUUUUGCCAUCACUUUGGUGUCGGACCCACGUUUCACACACUUGUCAAACAUGGACGUGAAAUCUGAGAAUGUGGAAGAGGGCAAGAAGGUGACGGUUUUCAACACCACGCCAAAUAUGUCCACGUACUUGGUCGCAUUCAUCGUUGCUGAGCUCAAAUACGUCGAGAACAAGGAUUUCCGUAUCCCAGUGAGGGUAUAUGCCACUCCGGGCAACGAAAAACACGGUCAAUUCGCCGCAGACCUCACCGCCAAGACUCUUGCUUUCUUCGAACGCACGUUCGGGAUCCAGUAUCCUUUGCCUAAAAUGGAUAACGUCGCAGUGCACGAGUUCAGCGCAGGCGCCAUGGAAAACUGGGGAUUAGUUACAUACAGAGUCGUCGACUUGCUACUUGACAAGGAAAACUCUACUUUGGACCGUAUCCAAAGAGUUGCCGAAGUGGUGCAACACGAACUUGCUCACCAAUGGUUCGGUAACCUGGUCACCAUGGACUGGUGGGAAGGCUUAUGGCUAAACGAAGGUUUCGCAACUUGGAUGUCUUGGUACUCUUGUAACGAGUUCCAGCCUGAUUGGAAGGUCUGGGAACAAUACGUGACGGACACUCUACAAUAUGCUUUGGGACUUGACGCCCUCAGAUCCUCCCACCCUAUCGAAGUGCCUGUCAAACGCGCUGACGAGAUCAACCAAAUUUUCGAUGCCAUUUCUUAUGCCAAGGGUUCCUCUUUGCUAAGAAUGAUUUCCAAAUGGCUAGGUGAAGAUGUCUUCAUCAAGGGUGUUUCUCAAUAUUUGAACAAGUUUAGAUAUGGUAACGCUAAGACUGAAGAUCUGUGGAAGGCUUUGUCCGAUGCCUCUGGUAAAGACGUACCCAAAGUAAUGGACAUCUGGACCAAGAAGGUCGGCUUCCCCGUGGUCUCCAUCGAGGAAGAUGGCAACAAGGUUACUUUUACUCAGCAUCGUUACUUGAGCACUGCCGAUGUCAAGCCAUCUGAAGAUGAAACGUUAUAUCCAGUGUUUUUGGCUCUAAAGACCAACAGUGGUGUUGAUUCUUCCCUUGUUUUGGAUGGUAGAUCUAAGACCGUCGAAUUGCAGAACUCUGAAUUUUUCAAAGCCAACUCCGAUCAAGCAGGUAUCUAUAUUACUUCGUAUUCUGACGAGAGAUGGGCCAAGUUGGGGAAACAAGCCGAUAAGUUGUCUGUGGAAGAUCGUGCUGGUUUGGUUGCCGAUGCGAGAUCUCUAUCCGCAUCUGGUUACACUUCCACAAAGAACUUUUUGAAUUUGAUUUCUCAAUGGAAGAACGAAGACUCGUUUGUCGUUUGGGAUCAAAUGAUCAACAGUUUAUCCACUUUGAAAUCUACAUGGAUUUUCGAAUCCGAUCAAGUGAAGGAGGCUCUAUCUGAAUUCACUAGACAGCUAGUCGCUAGAAAAUCUAAGGAACUUGGCUGGAAAUUUAACGCUUCUGAUUCAUUUGCGACACAACGUCUAAAGGUUGAAAUGUUUUCCACCGCUUGCGCUGCAGAAGACCCCGAAGUUUUGCCAGUUGCAUUGGAAAUGUUCGACAAGUAUACUUCCGGUGACAAAAACGCCAUCCCAGCCUUGAUUAGACCCUCUGUCUUCAAUGCUGUGGCUAAGAAAGGUGGCGUGAAGAACUACGAAAAGAUGUACCAAAUGUUUUUGAAUCCUGUGUCUACAGACGAAAAGCUUGCUGCUUUGAGAUGUUUGGGUAGAUUUUCAGAACCAGAGUUGAUCGAAAGAACUCUCGGUUACUUGAUGGACGGAACUGUCUUGAACCAAGAUGUCUACAUUCCUAUGCAAGGCCUAAGAGCCCACAAGGCUGGUGUUAAGGCUCUGUGGUCCUGGUUGCAAGCCAACUGGGAUGAUGUUGUCAAGAAGUUGCCUCCGGGCCUAUCGAUGUUGGGUUCAGUCGUCACUUUAGCUACUUCUGGAUUCACCUCUUUCUCAGCAAUUGAAGAAAUCAAGGCAUUCUUUAACACAAAGUCCACCAAGGGUUUCGACCAGAGUUUGGCUCAAUCCUUGGACACCAUCACAUCAAAGGCUUUAUGGCUCGAAAGAGACCGCGAAAACGUGGAAAAAUACCUACGUGAUAAUGGUUAUUUUGGUAAGAAGUAG